This is a messenger RNA of Penicillium longicatenatum, 447 nucleotides long. Its product is annotated as nuclear transport factor 2 family protein. The record is from RefSeq and is a predicted model, not a curated record. The transcript is spliced from 2 exons. Lineage: Eukaryota; Fungi; Ascomycota; Eurotiomycetes; Eurotiales; Aspergillaceae. The coding region runs from base 1 to 447 and encodes 148 amino acids.
AUGUCUGCUCCCGUCCAUAUCCAGAGAGAGACCAUUGACAGAUUUUUGGCCGCAUGGGAAAAUGGAAACGCUCAAGAUACUAUAAACCUCUGGUCUGACGACUUUGAGCAGCAGCUUCUCCCUCUGUCGCUGCAGCAGCCACGCCGGACCCGAGGCCACGCCGAGUUCUUCUACCCCAAGCUUGUGAAUAACCUCACCAACUGGAAGUUGGAUAUCAAACAUAUCGUCCACGACACGGCGAAUGCCACAGCUGCAGUCUAUGCGACCUCAUCCGCAGACACGCCUAUCCCCGGGGAAAAAUGGACGAACGAGUAUGCCAUUUUCCUGUCCCUGACCAAGGAUGGCUUGAAGGUGAAGCAAUUGGAAGAAAUGGUGGACUCUGGAUUCUACCAACACUUCUUUCCUAAAUUCCAAAAGUAUCUGGUAGACCAGGGGGUACUCCAGUAG